UAGAUGGUGGACCACAAGUUCCAAUAGUGACAUUUCAGAAAUUUGCUUUUGGAAUGGAAUAUCCAAAAAAGUAUGAGAUGAGAAACAGCCAGACCCAGUUGGAUGGAGCUGAUCCUGUGCUGCAGGCCGCAAUCUGGGGGAAAUCAUCCUGCCCAUACCCCAAUGGGAGUGAAGAAUCAGGGGGCAUCUGUUGCGAAGUGGACCAGAGUGAAGAGAGAUUUCUUAUGCCAGAACCAGUGACCACUGUGCAAAACUCCCCUGAAUCUGCUCUGCCCAGUCCCUGGACUCAGACCCCCACAGUGGGAUCAUUCUGGGAAAUGCGAUCAACAGUGUUUGCUCUGAGCCCCUCACAGUCUCAGGCUAACCAGAAAAUCACCUGUAGAGUGAAGCCACCUGAAUGUAAGCAAUGUGGGGGGGACUAUGUGUGUGCCCUGCACCUUGAAGUUUCCUCAGACACCCUCAGUACAAAGGAUAUCCCUGAGGGUCUGCAGGGUGGAUAUGCCCUCAGUCAGCCUUCAUGCCAGAGAGACACUAAGGAAGUCCAGAAACGAAAGAAGCAAAAUACAUAUCAGGAGUGUGGGAAGAGAGAAGAGGCCGAGAAAGAGGCGAGUGGUGGUGGGGGUGGGGGUGGGGGUGAGGGAUCGGCCGGCCAAGAUGCUUGUCUAGGCAAGUGGGCGAGCGGGGUUCAGUCCCGACACCCCACGAUGGUCGAGAUGCGGGAGGCCACGGGGAAGCGGGCGGUUAAGGGGAACACGAGCCCAGGCGGGAAAUUUCAGACACGACCGGGGGAAGAAAGAACAGCCCGAGUGAUGCUGGAGAGGCCCCUGGUGGCUCCUAGGAACUGGGGGAAGAGGCGGCGGCCCUAG
Molecule: messenger RNA, 866 nt
Organism: Suncus etruscus (white-toothed pygmy shrew)
Lineage: Eukaryota; Metazoa; Chordata; Mammalia; Eulipotyphla; Soricidae
Exons: 3
Coding region: 54-866 (270 amino acids)
Source: RefSeq, a predicted model, not a curated record